This is a messenger RNA of Trichophyton benhamiae CBS 112371, 1599 nucleotides long. RefSeq lists its product as uncharacterized. Gene Ontology annotation, molecular function: inositol-3-phosphate synthase activity. The transcript is spliced from 3 exons. Gene Ontology annotation, cellular component: cytoplasm. NCBI's taxonomy places the organism in Eukaryota, Fungi, Ascomycota, Eurotiomycetes, Onygenales, Arthrodermataceae. Gene Ontology annotation, biological process: phospholipid biosynthetic process; inositol biosynthetic process. The record is from RefSeq and is a predicted model, not a curated record. Bases 1 to 1599 code for a protein of 532 amino acids.
AUGGCUCCACAUGCGGAUGCAGCUGCCAAUGGCUCUGUUAACGGGUCGGCCCCCACGCACGGGGUUGAUAUCUUCAAGGUCGAGUCUCCCAAUGUUGUCUACACCGACGACGAGAUCAACACCAAGUAUGUCUACCGUACGACUGCCGUGACCAAGUCCGAGGACGGUAAACUCGUUGCAACCCCCAAGGAAACCGUCUAUGACUUCAAGGUCGACCGCAAGGUCAGCAAGACCGGUGUCAUGCUUAUCGGCCUGGGUGGAAACAACGGAUCUACCGUCACGGCUGGUAUCAUUGCCAACCGUCGUGGAUUGACUUGGGAUACUCGUGAGGGUAAGCGUUCUGCCAACUACUACGGCUCCCUCAUCAUGGCUUCUACUGUCAAGCUCGGAACCGAUGCGAAGACCGGAGAAGAAAUCAAUAUCCCCUUCAACAACAUGCUCCCCAUGGUCCAUCCCAAUGACCUUGUUAUUGGCGGCUGGGACAUCAGUGGCAUGAACCUUGCCGAUGCCAUGGACCGUGCACAGGUGCUUGAGCCCACUCUCAAGGCCCUGAUCCAUGACGAGAUGGCUGCCAUCAAGCCCCUUCCAAGUGUCUACUACCCUGACUUCAUUGCUGCCAACCAGGAGGAGCGUGCGGAUAACGUCCUUCCUGGCUCCAAGGCUUGCUGGGAGCAUGUUGAGAAGAUCCAAAAGGACAUUCGUGACUUCAAGGCUGCCAAUGAACUCGACAAGGUUCUUGUUAUGUGGACUGCUAACACCGAGCGUUACGCAGAAGUCAUUGAAGGUGUCAAUGAUACAGCUGACAACCUUCUCAAGGCUAUCAAGGAAGGACACGAAGAAGUCUCUCCAUCAACCAUCUUCGCCGUGGCUUCUAUUCUUGAGAAUGCUCCAUUCAUCAACGGCUCUCCCCAGAACACCUUUGUUCCCGGAGCCAUGGAGCUUGCCCUGAAGAAGGGUGCCUUUAUCGGUGGAGAUGACUUCAAGUCCGGUCAGACCAAGAUGAAGUCUGCCCUCGUUGACUUUUUGAUCAGCGCCGGUAUCAAGCUCACCUCCAUUGCCAGCUACAACCAUCUCGGCAACAACGAUGGCAUGAACCUGAGCUCCCAGAAGCAGUUCCGAUCCAAGGAGAUCUCCAAGUCCAAUGUCGUUGACGACAUGGUUGCCGCCAACUCUGUUCUGUACAAGAAGGGUGAGCACCCAGACCACACUGUUGUUAUCAAAUACAUGCCUGCUGUCGGUGACAACAAGCGUGCCCUCGACGAGUACUACGCCGAGAUCUUCAUGGGUGGCCACCAGACCAUCAGCAUCUUCAACGUCUGUGAAGACUCCCUCCUUGCUUCGCCUCUGAUCAUCGAUCUUGUUGUUAUUGCGGAGAUGAUGACCCGUGUCAGCUGGAAGUCUGCCGAGAGUGAGGAAUACAAGGGCUUCCACAGCGUCCUUAGCAUUCUCAGCUACAUGUUGAAGGCCCCAUUGACUCCUCCGGGAACUCCUGUUGUCAACGCUCUAGCUAAGCAGCGUGCUGCCGUCACCAACAUCUUCCGUGCCUGUGUUGGUCUCCAGCCAGAGUCUGACAUGACUCUCGAGCACAAGCUUUGCUAA